Molecule: messenger RNA, 1620 nt
Organism: Sphenostylis stenocarpa
Lineage: Eukaryota; Viridiplantae; Streptophyta; Magnoliopsida; Fabales; Fabaceae
Source: the annotation of a GenBank genome assembly
AUGUAUCAGUUAUCAUCGCCUACCUCCAUUUUGGGUGAAACUAACGAGAGUCAGCCAAGCACGGUGAAAACCAAAAUUCAAGACCCUGACAUGUUUGCCCUCUUUAUCCCUAAACCCCAAACAACAUUCGAACAGGGUCUCAAAAACCAAAAGCCCCAUGAAAGCAGCCAUUUUUCCCUGGCCUUCAAAGAAGCCAGAUGCAUAACAAAGACAGCAUUACCCAUGGUGCUAACUGGCCUGUUGCUCUACUCUCGCUCCAUAAUCUCCAUGUUGUUCCUUGGUCGUGCAGGUGAGCUUGCCUUGGCUGGUGGUUCUCUUGCCAUUGGAUUCGCCAACAUCACAGGUUACUCUAUUCUCUCGGGCCUCGCCAUGGGAAUGGAGCCCAUUUGCGGCCAGGCUUUCGGGGCCAAACGUUUCAAACUCUUGGGCUUUGCGAUGCAGAGGACGAUAGUCCUGCUUCUUUUAACUUCAAUAGUUAUAUCAUUCUUGUGGCUCAACAUGAAGAAAAUAUUGCUCCUGUGUGGCCAACAAGAAGACAUCGCCACCGAAGCUCAAUCAUUCAUACUUUAUUCUCUUCCUGAUCUCGUCGCACAAUCGUUGCUACACCCUCUGCGAAUCUACUUGCGAAGUCAAUCCAUAACUCUGCCUCUCACAUACACUGCAUCGCUCUCUGUUCUUCUUCACAUCCCCAUCAACUACCUCCUUGUCUCUGUGUUUAAACUUGGAAUCAAAGGCAUUGCUUUAGGUGCUGUAUGGACGAAUUUCAACCUCGUAUUUUCUCUGAUUAUCUACAUCUGGGUCUCCGGCAUAUACAAGAAAACAUGGACCCUUAUUUCAUUGAAGGGUAUCUUCUGCGGAUGGAAAGCGCUUUUGAAUUUGGCAAUUCCAAGUUGCAUUUCCGUUUGCCUCGAAUGGUGGUGGUACGAAAUCAUGAUUAUAUCAUGCGGGUUACUGAUUAAUCCACAAGCAACUGUUGCAUCCAUGGGGGUUCUGAUUCAAACCACCGCUCUGAUAUACAUUUUCCCAUCUUCGCUCAGCUUUGCGGUUUCCACACGUGUGGGAAAUGAAGUGGGUGCGGAGAAUCCAAAAAAGGCCAAACUCGCAGCACACGUGGGACUUUGUUUCAGUUAUGUUUUGGGAUUGUCGGCCUUGUUUUUUGCUAUUUCGGUAAGGCACGUGUGGGCUUCCAUGUUCACACGUGACGCGGAGAUCAUUGCUUUGACGUCGAUGGUGUUGCCCGUCAUUGGGCUGUGCGAGCUUGGAAAUUGUCCGCAGACAACGGUUUGCGGCGUUUUGAGGGGAACCGCGAGACCGAAGUUGGGAGCGAAUAUAAAUUUGGGUUGCUUCUAUUUUGUGGGAAUGCCCAUUGCCGUGUGGUUGAGUUUCUUUGCAGGGUUUGACUUCAAAGGCUUGUGGCUUGGUUUGUUGGCCGCUCAAGCCUCUUGCAUGAUCACCAUGUUGUUCGUCUUGACUCGCACCAAUUGGGAGGGUCAGGUUCGUAGAGCCAAAGAACUCACCUCCUCUCAUUCUACUGAGGAUGAACAAGAUCAAGAACAAGAUGAGGAGAAAGUCUCCUUGAGUUCAGGCGCCACAGAGGAAUGCUCAGACUCAAAUGUUUGA